This is a messenger RNA of Musca domestica (house fly), 2055 nucleotides long. It is a transcript of the gene Nufip, whose product is annotated as nuclear FMR1 interacting protein 1. Gene Ontology annotation, cellular component: nucleus. NCBI's taxonomy places the organism in Eukaryota, Metazoa, Arthropoda, Insecta, Diptera, Muscidae. Gene Ontology annotation, biological process: box C/D snoRNP assembly. The coding region runs from base 304 to 2001 and encodes 565 amino acids. Gene Ontology annotation, molecular function: RNA binding. The transcript has a single exon. The record is from RefSeq and is a predicted model, not a curated record.
GGUGAGUUGAAAAAACUGCAAUCAACUUCAGACUGCUGUCAUUUCAAUUCUAUUUAUUCUUGUCAAUAGUUCAAAAACUAAGCGCGCCAAAAUGUUGUUUUACAGCAUCUCAGCAUUCAGCGUGUUUCGUAGUGCAACCUGUAGCCACACGUAGUUGUAAAAGAAUCACCGGGUGAACAUGCCAAAGGCCUGCUGAUUUAUCAAAACAAACACAUUUUUGAUUUGAAAUAUCCCUCGUUUCUAAGUUCCAGUUGGUUGCAAUAAAUAAUAUAGCAAUUCCAUCAAAUUAUCAGCUCCUUCAAAAUGGAACCACCUCCCAAAUUUCUACUACCAUCACCAAAUUUCAACGCCAAAGGCAAGAACUGCCCAACAAAGCCGAAACCGCACUUUUUAACUCCAUCAGGUAUGACGCUGUUACCACGUGAAAAACAACCACCACCGAUGUAUGGAAAAAGAGGAGCAACAGUGCCUGCAAGAUUUCUGAAGAAUACCAUCGAAAAUGUUUCAAAGCCCGAACCCAUGAGGCAAUAUUGUGAACCAUGUGAAAUAGAACUUGCAUCAUUGGAAGAUCUUAAACAUCAUCGGGCCCAACAUGAAAAAUGUCCUGUAGAUGGUUGUCAAUAUCGUGGUCAUGCCAUGGUAAUGGAUAAACAUGUUACGGCCCUACAUAGUUCUGGUCUCUUCGAUAAGUUCAAGAAAUUGAAUACACCCGAAGAGAUUGCGGCAUGGCGUGCAGAGCGCCGUAAAAGAUAUCCUACAGUGGAAAAUGUCUUGCUCAAACAGAAAGCCCAGGAACAGCGACAAAAACGUGGUGAACGCUUGGAGGCGAGUAAAUGUCGUUUUGGGAAGCAGGAUGAUAGGAAAAGGGCAUUACCAACAAAAAAUACUAACAAAUCUAAGGGCAAUGAUGAUAAUAAUAAGCCGCCUAAUGAGACGAAUGGGAAUCCAAAACCAACCCAGCGGAAUAAUAAACGAAAUAAAAAGAAAAGAAGAAAUCAACGUGAUAAAAAGGAUGAUAAGGACAAAUCCGAAAAUGUUAUAAAAAAUCAACUACAAGCUAACUCAAGUGAUGAGGAAGAUGAAUUUAAAACAGUGGUGAGGUUUCAGGGUACUCGAGGAAUGAAAGACUACAAACAUUUGGAAGCUAAGGUAAAGGAAACCAACAAAAAUGCUUUGUUAAGUCUUGUCGGUAUGUAUGGCUCGGAUGAUGACGAUGAUGAAGAUCAAGAUGAAGCUGAAGCCACGGAAAUGGAAAACAAUGAUAUUAAAAUGGAGGGGAAUGAAGUGGAUCAUGUAACUCAUAGUGUUCCGGAAAGUCAGUCAUUGGCGAAUAAUCAGAAUUCCUGCGAAAGCAGUACGGAAGAUGUGGCAAAUUUAGGCCAUAGAUCGGAUCAAGAUGUUGGUGAUAUUGAUGCUGAUGCGACCGGUGAAACUGUAGCCAUAAAAAUUAAUGACUUGGAGAGUCAGCCACAAAAAAAUAGAUUAAAUCCCCCCGAAUGCAGUGUUGAAUUAAAUGGUCAACAUGAAAAUUUCUCUACAAAUAUUGACACAACUGCCACUAAUGAAGAUGAAAAGGACUCUUCCUCACAGUCUUCGACCACAGUGCCAGAACCAAUUACUAUUCCCAUUAAUGAAGACGACAAGCAAGCCACAAAUCCCCAAGCCAAUUCUUCUGAUGAGGGACCCGAAGAAGUGCCUAUACAACACCAUAUGACGGAAUAUAAAAUUCAAAAUGUAGAAGAAAAGAAUGCGACUAACUUAUCACAACAGCCAAAAUGUCCCCCAAAGGCGACCGAAGAGACAAAGAGGCCAACAAAGCCUGCUGUAAAACGAAAAUCUGGUUUGGACUAUCGCAAGGCAAAGCUGCGUAAACAAAAUACAAUGCUGGAAAAGCUACUAGAGACUGAUAUCAGACAUGAACGUAACGUAUUGCUACAGUGUGUACGAUUUGUGUGUGAGAAUAACUUUUUUGGUAUUGGAAGGCCAAGUACCAACAAUUAAGGGAGUUGUACAAAAAUUGUUAGACUUAUGCCUAUAUUAAGUUAAAAUAAAAAA